GUAGAAUAAGCUCCUGCUUUAUCCGCAUGGACUGGCAGACUCUAGUUGACAAGCUUGUGAGAGCAACAUGAGCUGGAGCUUUCUCACUCGUCUCCUGGAAGAGAUCCACAACCACUCCACCUUCGUGGGCAAAGUGUGGCUGACGGUGCUCAUCAUCUUCCGCAUCGUGCUCACGGCGGUCGGAGGCGAGUCCAUCUACUCGGACGAGCAGACCAAGUUCACCUGCAACACCAAGCAGCCGGGCUGCGACAACGUGUGCUACGAUGCGUUCGCCCCGCUGUCGCACGUCCGCUUCUGGGUCUUCCAGAUCAUCAUGAUCUCCACCCCCUCCAUCAUGUACAUGGGCUACGCCAUCCACAAGAUAGCGCGCACCACGGAGGAGGAUCGCAGGAAGCACCGCCGGCUGCGCCAAAAGCCUCGUCCUCACUCCAGGUGGAGGGAGAGCCACCGUCUGGAGGACGUCAUGGAGGAGGACGAGGACGACGACGCCGAGCCCAUGAUCUACGAGGACGCGCUGGAGGCGCGGGAGGCCAAGCCCGAGCCGGCGACGGGCACCGGGAAAGACCCGCCGAAGCACGACGGCCGCCGGAGAAUAAUGCAAGAAGGCCUGAUGAGAAUCUACGUUCUGCAGCUCAUGUCGCGAGCUAUUUUUGAAAUCGCUUUCCUGGCGGGACAGUACCUCCUCUACGGCUUCCGGGUCAAUCCGUCAUACGUGUGCAACAGAGUUCCCUGUCCCCACCGAGUGGACUGUUUCAUCUCCAGGCCCACGGAGAAGACUAUCUUCCUCCUCAUCAUGUACGUGGUGAGCUGCCUUUGCCUGGUGCUGAACGUGUGCGAGAUGCUCCACUUGGGAAUCGGCACUUUUCGGGACACCCUGCGCGCGAAGAGGAACCGGGGCCGCCGGAUGUCCUACGGCUACCCGUUUUCUCGAAACAUCCCGGCGUCUCCUCCGGGUUACAACCUCGUGAUGAAGACGGACAAACCCGGCAGGAUCCCCAACAGCCUCAUCACCCACGAGCAGAACAUGGCCAACGUGGCCCAGGAGGAGCAGCAGUGCACCAGCCCGGAUGAGAACAUCCCGUCGGAUCUGGCGAGCCUCCACCGGCACCUGCGGGUGGCCCAGGAGCAGCUGGACAUGGCCUUUCAGACGUACCAAACCAAAACCAACGAGCAGACAUCCAGAACCAGCAGUCCGGUGUCCGGAGGCACGAUGGCGGAACAAAACCGAGUCAACACGGUCCAAGAGAAGCAAGGAGCGAGGCCGAAAUCAGCCACGGAGAAGGCGGCCGCCAUUGUGAAAAAUGGAAAGACCUCUGUCUGGAUCUAG
This is a messenger RNA of Cyclopterus lumpus (lumpfish), 1327 nucleotides long. RefSeq names its product connexin 47.1 (gene gjc2). Gene Ontology annotation, cellular component: connexin complex. NCBI's taxonomy places the organism in Eukaryota, Metazoa, Chordata, Actinopteri, Perciformes, Cyclopteridae. The record is from RefSeq and is a predicted model, not a curated record. Gene Ontology annotation, biological process: cell communication. The coding region runs from base 68 to 1327 and encodes 419 amino acids. The transcript is spliced from 2 exons.